AUGAAGACGAUAGUGGUACUCUCCGGUAAAGGAGGCGUGGGUAAAUCAUCAGUGACUCUACAGCUUGCUCUUCAGCUCGCCUCUACAAAUGCGCAGGUUGGUGUACUCGACCUGGACAUAACUGGGCCAUCAUUACCGAGAAUGUUUGGCGUGGAGAACUACAAAGUGUUGCAGUCUCACUCUGGUUGGCUGCCUGUCCGUGUGUCUCCGCAGCUACAAGUGAUGAGCAUUGGAUUCCUGCUCUCUGAUAGAGGGAACUCUGUGGUGUGGCGUGGUGCAAAGAAGACUGGAAUGGUUCAGCAGUUCUUGAGAGAUACAUACUGGGGAGAUUUGGACUAUUUGAUCAUUGACACACCACCUGGCACCGGUGACGAACACAUUGCACUGGCAGAGGAGAUUAAGACGGUUGACGGUGCAGUCAUAGUGACAACUCCUCAGAUGGUUGCUAUAAACGACGUGAAGAAGGAGAUAAACUUUUGCCACAAGGUCAAUUUCAAGAUCAUAGGGGUUGUUGAGAACAUGAGCGGUUUCAAAUGUCCCCAUUGUGAUGAAUGUACUGAUGUCUUCAACUCUGGUGGUGGUGAAAAGCUGUGUAAGGAAUUGGGAUUAACUCUGCUGGGCCAAUUGCCCAUAGACCCAGCUUUUGUCGAGACAGUAGAGUCUCAGAAGAUUGUUCAGAUGUACGGAUCGACUUCAAUGAAGAAAGUAUUCGAGCCCGUUGCCAAAGCCGUGGAGGAUAAAGUACAGGCCACUGGUGUGGAACAGCUCUCAACUUGAAAGCCCGUCUUGACUAACUGUCGACUUCACGGUGGCGAUAGUGCAGUCACCUGGGCUCCGGAAGAGAUGGAGACACCCAUGAACUCGUACUUCCAGGCUCUUUCUCUCCCUAUAGACAUGGCUCAUUAAUUUUUGAUGAUUGAUAUAAAGCUCAGUAUACACUCUAGAGAAUAUACGUGUGGUGUACGGAUGUUACAUGACACAUUUCUCGUGGUGUGUUUCUGCUGUAAGCAACACUCUAUGAGCUAAUUCCAUAGCAAUUGGAUAUUUAUACGCCCGUC
Molecule: messenger RNA, 1058 nt
Organism: Williopsis jadinii
Lineage: Eukaryota; Fungi; Ascomycota; Saccharomycetes; Phaffomycetales; Wickerhamomycetaceae
Gene: CFD1
Product: iron-sulfur cluster assembly protein CFD1
Exons: 1
Coding region: 1-777 (258 amino acids)
Biological process (GO): iron-sulfur cluster assembly
Cellular component (GO): cytosol
Molecular function (GO): iron-sulfur cluster binding; ATP binding; ATP-dependent FeS chaperone activity
Source: RefSeq, a predicted model, not a curated record